AUGGGUGGAGGUGGAGGUGGCGGAGGAGGUGGUGGAAAGAAGGAUAAAAAGAAGAAAAAGGACAAGAAGAAGAAAGAUAAAUUCCUCACGCCAGAGGAGAGAAGGAUCAAAGAGGAGUCACAAGAUGCAAAGUCAUUCUUCUCAAACGAGAGAACCUUCCUCUCAUGGAUUGGAUUGACAUUCUCGUUGGGCGCCAUUGGUACAGCGAUCAUUACAUUCUUUGGAACUGAAGGUGUAUCAUUGGCGACAGGUCUAUUCUUGUGGAUAACGGCCAUAAUGUUUAUGGGAUACUCUACAGUUCAAUUCCGACGCAGAGGUCAUGCUAUUAGGACCAAGACACAAGGCCCAUUCGACGACCAAAAAGGACCACUUGCCCUCGUGGUCAUGGUGGUGGUCGGUGUAACCAUCUACCUCGUAUUCUUUGUAGCGAUACGACCAGAAGCCAAUGUUAAUUUUGGAAACAAUACAUCAUCAUAG
This is a messenger RNA of Acytostelium subglobosum LB1, 477 nucleotides long. RefSeq lists its product as hypothetical. Lineage: Eukaryota; Evosea; Eumycetozoa; Acytosteliales; Acytosteliaceae. The transcript has 2 exons. The record is from RefSeq and is a predicted model, not a curated record. Bases 1 to 477 code for a protein of 158 amino acids.